Molecule: messenger RNA, 1746 nt
Organism: Talaromyces stipitatus ATCC 10500
Lineage: Eukaryota; Fungi; Ascomycota; Eurotiomycetes; Eurotiales; Trichocomaceae
Exons: 4
Coding region: 1-1746 (581 amino acids)
Source: RefSeq, a predicted model, not a curated record
AUGACGUCCCGCGAAGACCAGAUCCUCAAACCCCGAGAUCCGUUACUCGAAGACGAGAACGAAUGGGAAGAGUUCAGCUUGACCGACGUCAAGGUACUGAUCCCUGGUAAGUCACGUUAUGCCAAUUUGCUGGCGACAUCGCCGGAAAAUCCGGUGAGGGUGAUUGGGUGCUUGAAUGAGGUCGAGGAGGAGCAGGAACAUUUAGUCAUCGAUGAAAACUACCUCUCGAAACGUAUCGUUAUUGAGAACGUGACUCAUUACGCCUACGGUCAACAUGCCGACGGCGAAAUUGGGGUUUGGGUCGCCGGCCAAGCUGGCUGGUUCUCCAUUCUACCUGCAAAAGGUUACAAACCAAUGUUUAAUGAUAUGGUGGAAGCAGUCGAUUUGCUCUACUUUUUAGUUGAUCGUCAUCGAAAUCAGCGACCGAGACGGAAACGCCGAGGUAGGGAGGUUACUUUUGAAUACUUGUGUGAUGAGUACGUUACACAUACAAAUGGAAUCUGUGAGGAUGGCGAUGACUCUGCGGAAGUGUUUUAUAAACACUCUUCAUUUCUGCUUUCGCAAAUGAUUCAAGGGAGGGAGGAGGUGCAGUGGAAUGAAACAGAUGUAUUCAAUCACCUGGUCAAGAAGUUUCCGGAUGAAUAUGAACGAAUACUAGCACUGCAGCAAAAACCUGAUGACGGACCUGCGACGGAAGAUCAUGACGGAUCCACAGAUAAGGAGACGGUGAAAGUCGAAGCUAUUCCAAACUCUCAGGCAGACACUAUAUUCGGUAUCAUCACAGAUCUGAAGGAAGCUGGCGCUUUGGCCAAACGCCAAUUGAACCUCGAUCUUGUUGUUAGUACUCUACGCAACCGAAUCGAUGUAGACUCGGAGGACUACGCUAGAGAUUUGAUCGCGGCUAGAUCUAAACAAGUCAUUGAGCGUAUGGACCAGUCAGAGUUCGAUUGGCCUAAAAAGGCAAUUUAUCGAGAAUUGAAACAGCUCGCAGAAAAUGCUGACAUACGCCAAAUUGCCAUCACUCCACUUCGGCCCCGGACGUCUGUUAACGAUGACACGAGCUCCUCCGAUCAUGAAGACGGAGAUGAUGAAGACGAGGAUGAUAGUCCCCGCGCGCGCAGACAUCGUAUGCGGAUGUCCGUUUUACGACCCUCGACUACAAAAGCAGGCAAGAAGACGCGUGGCGGUAAAGCUCCUGCAGCCGUCAGAGAUGAUGCACAUUUAUGUGAAGACAGUGAUGUCAGUGCCGAAGACUUAGACACGCCCAGCAAAUCUCGUGGCCAUAACCUUGUCCGCGAUCCUCCGCCGUCUGCGACAACUCUUCACAUCCGCGCUCGAUCUAUAUUAUCAGAUGCCGACUCUACUUCGUUGGUUAUUCGGAAGACACCAUUACAGGAGACACACCAGUCAGCGAAUCUAUCUGGCCCUGAUGCGGCAUCUGUCAAUCACGAAGACAGUAGCAAAAUCGCUGAUGGCUUACCUGACGACACAUGGAUAUGUCCAGCCGAAGGAUGUGACAAGGUGAUAUGCAAAGCUAGCUCGAAGAGAUCGAAGGAACUCAUCAGCGAUCAUACCCUUACGCACGCCGAGGAUACACAAACAAAGCUCGAUCUCGUAUUUGCCGAACAACGACUCAAUAUUGGUUUGGGAGUUGAUAAUUUGCUACGUCGUAUCCGUGAAUUUGGGACCCUUGAUGGAGUUAAUGGUGAUGGCUCUGAUGUUGCUGCUAAAAGAGUUAGGAGAUGA